GCUGGGCUGGGAAACAGAGCCGCUGGAAAAACAUGUAACGGUGUUAAAGAUAACGCUGCAUCCACCCACGGCAUCCUUUACCGAGACUCAAUUCACCAACAGACACCAAUUGCCUUCCAUCACAUUGGGACUUUAUGGGGUGGUGGGGACGGCCUAGUCCCCCACCUUGAUCAGGAGCCAUGAGUACACCAGGCAAGGUCAGCGGGCUCAAACCCCCGAGCAGAAUAGUCCGUCCAUCUGGGGUGCCUGCAAAAACCUCACCAUCCUCUGGUGCUUCUAAGUCAGUUCCUCCUCCUGAGAAGCCCCCCGGCAGCGCCCCCUCCCCGACCCAGGAUGGAGGCGCAGACUUCAAGGUUGGAGAGAAGGUCUGGGUCAACGGCAACAAGCCCGGCUACGUGCAGUUCAUCGGGGGCACGCAGUUCGCCCCCGGGCAGUGGGCCGGCAUCGUGCUGGACGAGGCCAUCGGGAAGAACGACGGCUCUGUGGCGGGGGUCCGCUACUUCCAGUGUGAGGAUGGGAGGGGGAUCUUCACACGGCCUUCAAAGCUGUCAAAGACUCUACUGCCAGAGAAGGAGGCCAACGGGGGCCAGGCCAGUCCAGCACCAGCACCAGUAGCCACGGCAACAAGUGAGGCUGCACCUGCUGGCACCACCUCAACUGCUCAGGGCACCGGCAUCAAGACGGCACUGAACCGAAUGCUCACAUCCAGUGAGUCAGUGUCCAACGUCUCAGACACAGAAUCCAUGAAGAAGAAGAGGGAGCUGCGGCAUGGAGACCGUGUCCUGGUUGGUGGUAACAAGGCAGGAGUGGUGCGGUUUCUGGGAGAGGCAGACUUUGCAAAGGGAGAGUGGUGCGGGGUGGAACUAGACGAACCACUUGGAAAGAACGAUGGAGCUGUAGCAGGGACCAGGUACUUCCAGUGCAUGCCCAGGUACGGGCUGUUCGCUCCGGCCCACAAGGUGACGCGCAUCGGCUUCCCGUGCACCACGCCCACCAAGUCCAAGAGCUCCCGCAGGAAGUCCGCCAUCAAGAGGAGCCCCAGCGCCUCCUCCAUCAGCUCGCUGAGCUCCGCCGCCUCCUCCAUCAGCGGCAGACCCAGCAGAGCAGGACUGCUGACGGAGACAUCUGCUCGGUACGCUCGUAAGAUCUCCGGCACCACGGCGCUGCAGGAGGCUCUGAAGGAGAAGCAGCAGCACAUCGAACAGCUGCUGGCAGAGAGAGACCUGGAGAGAUGUGAGGUGGCCAAGGCUACCAGCCACGCUGGAGAGGUGCAGCAGGAGAUGGUUGUUCUAAGGAAAGGACGCGAUCAGUAUGCACUGGAGAUGGAGGCCAAGCUGGAUCAGCUGCGUUCGCUGGUGGAGGCAGCGGAUAGAGACAAGGUGGAGCUGCUCAACCAGCUGGAGGAAGAGAAGAGAAAAGUGGAAGAUCUGCAGUUUACUGUGGAGGAAGCCUGCAUCACCAGAGGAGACCUGGAGACGCAGACCAGACUGGAGCAUGCCCACAUAAAGGAGCUUGAGCAGAGCCUGCUCUUUGAAAAGACCAAAGCUGAAAAACUCCAGAGGGAUUUAGAGGACACUAGGGUGGCCACGGUGUCGGAGCGCUCCCGCAUCAUGGAGCUGGAGAGGGAGGUGGCCGACCUCCAGCUGCGUCUCCGGGCGUCCCAGCAGAAGGAGGACGCUGCGUCUCUGUCCCAGCAGCAGAUCAGCAGCCUCAAGGCCCAGGCCCAGUCUCAGGAGAAAAAGAUCAGUGAGCUGAGUGUCGACGUGGAGAGCAAACAGAAAGAGCUUCAGUCUGUGCAGCAAGAUAAGAGCGAUGUGGAGCAGCAGCUGACCAGCCUGAGACAAACGCUGGAGACAGCUGAGGAGGAGAGCAGGAGGACAGCGAAGACCAUGCAAGAGCUGGAGCAGAGUGUGGAGCAGUCAAAGAAAGAGCAUCAGACCCUGAAAGAGGAGAGUCAGAGCAGAGAGAAAGAGCUCUCACAGGCUGUUGAAAAGUCAGAGAGGACGGCGCUGCUGCUUGAGCAGCUGACCAAUGAGAAGAAGACGCUGGAGACACAGCUCGAGGCUUUAAAACAGCAGAACUCCAAAUACCAGGAGGAGCUCAGCCUGUCGAAGGAGCGGAGCAGCUCGGAAACGCAGCGAAUCGGAGUCCUCUGCAAGGAAAUCGAGGAGCUGAAGCUGGCCUCCCAGAAGUCUCAGCAUCUUGACGAGCACAAUGAGGAGCGUAACAGUCAACUGACAGACAUGAAGACCAGAGAAAACAUUUCUAAUCAGGACACAGGAGCCUUAAUAUCAGACAAGGACCGGGAGCUGGAGACUCUGAGGAACGAGAUCGCCGUGCUGCGAGGAGAAAACGCCAUGGCCAAGACGCUGCAGUCGGCCGUGGAGGCUCUGGAGAGAGACAAAGCUCAGCUGCAGGGCUGCGUCCACAACCUGGAGCAGAGGCUCAUGGGAACGCAGGCCUCAGAGGGAGGAGACAGGGAAGCUCCGCCCACAGGCAAUGCAGCUCUGGAGCAGCUGAGGGAGGAGAAGGAGUUCGCUGAGGGCCAGAUCAACUUCCUGAACAGCGUGAUUGUGGACCUGCAGAGGAAGAACGAGGAGCUGAAGAUCAAACUGAAGAAGCUGGCGCUGGCCGAGUUCAACGGCAACGACGGGACAGACGGGUUCGUUGAAGGCGUGUCUAAGCGGGACAAGAAGGCGACUCCUCGUCUCUUCUGUGAUAUCUGCGACUGCUUCGACCUCCACGACACCGAGGACUGUCCCACUCAGGCCCAGAGCCCCGACUCGGUACCUCACACCACCUACCACGGCAACCCGGCCGACCAGAGGCCCUACUGCGACAUCUGCGAGGCGUUCGGCCACGCCACGGAGUCCUGCAACGACGACCAGACCUUCUAGUAGCUCCAACAGACUCUUUACCUGCAUCCUAACCCUCCUCUUCCUCUUAAACACAGCUAACCUUUUACUCUCCACAGCCUGACCCACUCAAUCCCCUCCAGAUUUUUCCAUAUUGUAUUUUUAUACUGUAUUUAUGCAUAUCACUGGUAGCCACUGUCCUCUACUCUGCAGCUCUUUUCUCUGAAGAUAAACUGUCUUGCAGAAUGCUCGUCCAAAUAUGCUGCUUUGGUGCAAUAUUGAUGUUUAUAACAAAAACCGAUCUGCACUUUGUCGUUUUUAUCGUGUUUUGCAUUUAAGUUUGUUUCUAAAA
Centropristis striata (black sea bass) is the source of this 3207-nucleotide messenger RNA. It is a transcript of the gene clip1b, whose product is annotated as CAP-GLY domain containing linker protein 1b. Gene Ontology annotation, cellular component: cytoplasm; nucleus; microtubule plus-end. Bases 180 to 2897 code for a protein of 905 amino acids. The transcript is spliced from 23 exons. Gene Ontology annotation, biological process: cytoplasmic microtubule organization; positive regulation of microtubule polymerization. The record is from RefSeq and is a predicted model, not a curated record. Gene Ontology annotation, molecular function: microtubule plus-end binding. NCBI's taxonomy places the organism in Eukaryota, Metazoa, Chordata, Actinopteri, Perciformes, Serranidae.